AUGGCUGGUCUUGUGGACACGCGCCUGCUGGGACGACCGAACAAGUAUUCAGGCAAUCGAGAUGAGUUUCCGACUUUCAGAUAUCAGCUGAUCAGCUACCUUGGUGCGAUUGACCCGAGGUUGGCAUCAGCAGUGACAACGGCAGCCAGCCACAACACGGUCAUCACGUUGACCGAGAUGGGAGACGAUAGCAAGCAGUAUGCAGCAACGAUGGGAUACAUUCUGUCACAGUUGUUGGGAGGCAGCGCGCUCACCUUGGUGACGCAGCUGCAGCUGUUAGUGAACACAGAGUUUUCAGGCAAAUGGGAGACCUACGUCGAAGAGCUCACUAACUUUCUGUUGGACGUCAAUCGGUACCAAGAGAAGUUCAGUGAGAUGAUCUCGGACACCCUCAUCCAGGCUAUGAUCAAGAAGAACACGCCCGAGCCGCUCAGGACACAAGUGAUGAUGCAGACAUUCACGUCUUAUCAUAUUCUACGUGAGACCUGCGAGUCCUUCGCUCAGCAGAUGAGCCAGCGAGACAGGAAGACGGCUCAGAAGAAGUUCGACCCCAAUGCCAUGGACGUAGACGCCGUCGGCAAAGGUGGGAAGGGCGACUCCAAGGGGAAGGGCUACGGCAGGUCAGACAUGAAGGGCGGCAAGGCGGGUGGCCAAAAGGGCGCAGGGGGCCGAGGCGGCAAAAGCGACGGUAAAGGCAAGACAAAGAGUAAGAAGGGAGAGGUGAAGUUCUUCGACGGAUGGUACUCUAACCCACACUGUGGAAACUAUGGGCACAAGAUGGCGGAUUGCAGGAAGUACGGAG
Messenger RNA from Prorocentrum cordatum, 802 nucleotides. NCBI's taxonomy places the organism in Eukaryota, Dinophyceae, Prorocentrales, Prorocentraceae. The record is from the annotation of a GenBank genome assembly.